CCGCCUUGUUUCCCUCCAUCUCUGCUGAUCCUUCAGUGCUCAGACGUUGUGCUAAGGUGCGGAUCCGAGUCCGGCUCUUGGGGAAAAUUGAGGAAAGGCAGACGACAUCCACCUUCAAAAGACAGUAUAAGCGUAUUUAAACCGAGACAGCAGACAUUUCACCAUCUUUGUGCGGUUGUUUCGAAACUACAGUAAAAUGGAUCCAAUGACUCAGUCCACCCAGAUAUCAUCGUCGCAAGGGUUUGCUGAUGGACAAAAUUCUGCUGCCAAAGAAUCAAAGCUGUCUGAUUCCUUUCUUUCCUCUUCGCCUGUAUCUCUCAUUCAGUCUCCUCAAGACAAAAGAGUGGUCCUGGGCUCCGACAAGCCCUGUGAUGGUGUAGCAACAUCUCUUCGCUUUCCUUCUCAACCUGGCUCAUUCAGCCCUGGCAAUUAUGGGAGUGAAGCAGGGCCACCAGAUGGACAACCGGAUUCACCCAUAAAGACGUCUCCUGUUUCAGAGCGUAUAAAAGCACUGGAAGCUCUUGCUGCCAAAAAGAAGGAACCUGAUUUUAGAAGCGAUGGAGGUUUCUCUCACUUCAGAGACCGCCACCAUGAAAAAUCUCCCACCGAGACCCCAAAGUCUCCCACCGAGACCCCAAAAUCUCCCACUGAAAAAAUUACGGCAACCAUCCAAAAAAAAGGAGGCUCUCCUGAUCAGGAGUCACCAGACUCUCCUUUUGAAGUACUUGGAGAUUUAAGACAAGUGGGUGAAUUUGAAGAAACGGAAGAGUGGAUGAAGGCACAUUUACCUCCUGUGCCAGACUUUGCUUCUGUAGAUCUAAUUAAAGGCCCCCUGAUGUCAGACAAUGUUCCAUCAAAGGAGAAGGAGACUAAUAUAGUUAUACCUGAUGCUCCUGCUGCCUUUGCUGGUGUCCCUGAUGCUUUUAUGGAUUCUCCUAUUGAAGCUCCAAAACUGAUGGAUGACCUAAGUGAUGUACAGAAGCAGCCAAGUGUAGAGGAGGACUCAGAGUUUGACCUUAGCUUUUUGCCAACAGCCUACAUGUGGGAUCAGCAGGAGAAAUCAGGUGCCCACUCUCCAUCAAAUUGCAGUUCAGUGCUUCCAGCUUCACCUGCACCUCCUGCAGGCUUUGACUCCCCUUCUCCUGCUGUCCCACCAGCUGGCACAGAUGCCAAACAGAAUGUAUUGGAUGACAAGAAGCCCACUUGGACUGGAGAUCUUGAGCCCCCUGAGGCAAGUGAAGCGGACAGUUCAGGAGAGUCAGAUGAUACGGUCAUUGAGGAUGGUGUCUCAGUUCCCCCAUCUUCUGAUCCUGCAGCUUCAAAUGAUCCAAUCACAACCCCUGCUUCCACAGCUCAGAAUCUUCCUUCUGAGGACAAGGUGACCCCUCCACCAAAGUCUGAGAGGAAGCUAAUGCAGGUUCCAACAAUUAAUGUUAUUGAAACUGAUGAGCCAAAUUACAGUGAUGAAGAGAUGGAAAUGGAGCUUGAAGCAGAGGAAGAUGAGGAUUAUGAAGUAGUAAAAGACCCAGCCAAAGAGGCUCAAAUUACCCCAGAAACAGAGACCAUUGAUGGUAAAAAUGAGCCACCCAAACCACGUCCCUUAGAAACUGAAUUCAUGGAAGGCUACUCUCCUCCAUCUUCACCAGUGGACUCUGAUGCUGAAUACUCUCCCAAACACAAGAUACUUAAAACUCUUCCUGAAACAUCAACAUCAGAGGCCCCACUCAAUCAAACUGAUACAAAAGACUUCGCAUCUGAUUAUUCCCAAGCACAAGCCGAAAAAUCACAGACUUCUUCCUCCCCUUUCAUAAUCACAAAUGAAGAGGUAGACUUCCCAGACAAUGAUGAUGAGUGGUCAGAUGAAGCACAAGAUAUCCUGGUCAAAUCUUGCAAGACUGAUCUUGCAUUUGUGGAACAAACUUCGUACUCCGAAUCCAAAAUGGAUGAAAAAAGCAACACAGCUGUAAAAGGGGCUCAUAUGGAGGAGGCUUUGCUUUCUAAAACCAGCUUCAUGCAAGAUGAUAUCUAUGACAGACAAUCCUUUGAUUAUGAUUAUGAUGCAUCCACUCCCUUGGAUGACAUAGAUGACAAAGGGCUAAGCAAUGCUAAGGAACGAUUUCUUUCUGAUCCAUCUCAAAUCCAUGUUGAAACACUGAAUGCAAGUACUGCACCAAAUGAUACCCUUGUUGAAUGUCAAAAUCUGGAAGAUGUCACCUCAGUGAAUGAUGAUGAAGCUUUCCCCAAACCAGUUGGUCAGCCAUGUCUAAGAGAUUAUCCCCAAGACCCGUACUCCUCUUUCCAAAAUGAGAAACUAGGAAGCAUCAGUGACCAAGAUUUGAAUAAGAAAAUGACCACCGCCACUGUUACAGAUAACAUGGCAAAUGGCAAGUCCCUCCUGGGACAGAAAAUGGGCUCAAAUAGCCAGCAGGACACAACAAGCAUCCCAGAAAGUGUCAGCCCUGGCACCUCAGUUUCUGAGCCUACUGAUAGCUUUGUGGACUUCAUGCGAGAAUGCCUAAAAUCGAGGCAAGAUGACGAUAAGGAUGCACAACAAGGUGUUCCCUUAAAGACUGAGUUCUGCAAAACUGGUGUGCCUCCUUCCCAUCCCCACCCAACCAUGGUAUUGGAUCUUGAACAGGAACAGCUUACUAUCAGUGCCCUGAAAGAGCUGGGCAGCAGUCAAGAAGAGGAGGAGGAAAUGGUGUCUCUGCAGUCAGCAGUUGCUGACCAGGACAAAGUUAACCCCAAUGCAACAUCUAUACAACAGUCUUCCUUUUCUUCAAUUCCUACUCCUCAGUGUUCUCAAAGCAACCUUGUGUUUGACAGCGCUUAUUCCAAAGAGGUUGAAGCCAUCAACGAAUUGGUGGCUGAAGCUUAUCAUCUUGCUGAGCAUGUCUUGACAGCAAUACUAACUCACUUAUCAGUGAAGGAUCUGAUACACUGGCGAGACCCCAAGAAGUCGGGCUUGGUGUUCGGCCUGUCCAUGCUGCUGCUGCUGUCGCUGGCAGCCUUCAGCGUUAUCAGCGUCAUCUCCUACCUGCUGCUGGCCCUGCUCUGUGUCACCAUCACCUUCCGCAUCUACAAGUCUGUUGUCCAGGCCGUGCAGAAGUCCAGCGAUGGGCACCCCUUCAAAGCACUGAUGGAUAAGGAUGUCAGCAUCCCCCCAGAGACUUUCCGCAAGCACGUGGACACCAGUCUGACCUACAUCAACCGAGCCCUGAAGCAGAUGAGCCGCCUCUUCCUGGUUGAGGACCUCGUGGACUCCCUGAAGCUGGCUGUGGUCAUGUGGCUGUUCACCUACGUAGGAGCUGUCUUCAAUGGAAUCACCAUUCUCAUCCUGGCUGACAUCCUCCUCUUCGCUGUGCCGCCAGUGUAUGAGAAGAACAAGACCCAGAUUGAUCAGUACAUUGACCUGGCACGUACUCAAGUCAACACCACAAUGGCCAAGUUGCAAGAGAAACUUCCCGGAGCUAUGAAGCGCAGCAAAACUGAAUGAUCACCCCCCCAAUAGGAAUCCUUCAUGUCACCAUCAUUUUCAUGUCCAUCACCAUCUUAAACUUCUCCUCCCCCUCUCCAGAUGACCCCCACCCCCAGUCUAACUCCUCCUCCCUACUCCAUCUACCAUCAGCACCCUACUACACUGAACCUUGCUAGGUAGAAAAUCUGAGCUACUCGAUAUUCAAUGUAAAACUACUGCGCAGCUUAACUUGCAAGCAUUAAAAAGAACUGUGCCUGUGCAGACAGGAAGCACGUCGCUAGUGAGGAAGUGAUGUAACGCCGCGGCGGACCCCUACUGUCUGUGAGCACACAGGGGAAUGGAGGCAGGGUUGAGUGAACUAGACUGAAUUCUAUGACCUGGUUUCAUCGUGUACAGCGAGCAGGGGUUGGAUGAUGGCUGUUGUGUCACAAAAAAGCAAAUGUCUGUAACCACAUUUCCUUCAAGAUAAACACAUGAUUAAAGCUGGAAAUGGUAAAGGUAAAAAUUUAAAAACAAAAUAAAAAAGGGAAUCAAACCAACCUUUUGGGUGUUAUUGUGGCUAGUCUUCUCCUGCUCUCUUGCUCUGCAGCUGUUGUAUGGAUAGAUAUGAGUUCAUGUUAAGAAGCUGGUAGUGGGUUUGCUGUUACUGAGCGGCCUGUGGCCUGUUAAUGAGUUUAUUUCCAUUCACCAUACAGGCACUUGUUUUUAUAAGUUUCUGCAAUGCACUGAACUUUUUUUUUUUUUAAAGCCAAGAGCAGGUCGAAGUGAAAGGAUUGGAACACUGAACCAGCUGUGAUAAUUUGGUCUAGUUCACCCUUUUUUGAUCAGAUGCAUUUUUUGAACAGUUUUCUGUAUGUAAAUACACCUUAAGACAAGUACAGGCUCUCUCUGCUGUAUGGAACAUGUUAGCCUCGCUUUUUAUAUCAAAGAAGUUCCCUCACUUACAGCAGUCCUAACUCCUUUUGUUGCACCUGUUAAAGCCACAAAGUGUUGAGGUCUCACGUUCACUUGUAAAUUUAGAUUCUUCUCAUCACUACUUAUUACUAUUAUUGAUAUUAAUCAUAGGAUGGCUGCUUUGACUCCCUACUAGCUUGACAACAGCAUUGUAAGAGUUAUGUUAAGUGUCAUAAUUUUAAACUGGAGGUCUUUCAGAGUCCUCCUGAGAAAUAAUUCCUGAUUGUUUGAUAGGUUAAGAGAAACGCCCUCUGAUGUGUUUUCACACCCUUAAAUCUCAAUAUGGCCUCCCAGCUCACUGUUGAUGUUUUGAGGAAAUCAACAACUGAGUGGAGUUGAGUUAUAAAAAAAAUUAAGGAGUCCAGAGUGUACCACAAAAAUAGACCACAUAAAGGCCCACUUUAUAAUAUAGUUUUUUUGAAGGUUUGAAUUUAGUUAAGUAUUCCAGAUAAAGCUUGUAAAGCAGGCUGGAUAUUUUUCUGUUACUCGGAAGGUAAAGAAUGAACUUUGCACAUCAUUUAAUUUGGAUUAAUUGAUAAAUGAAAAAUCUUUACAUUUUCUGUUUGCGUAUACUCUUCUUCUAGAUUCAGUACAUGUAAUUUAAUUUGAAGAUUGAAUCACAAACUUUUUUUUGUUUGGGUUGCCAAAGUGUUGCUGAUGUUGGUGGAACGGUAUCAACUCAUUACAUUUAUAUACUGAGUCUAUGACCAUAAUUCUGGCACAUUUUAGACUCCAUACAAACCCCAACAUUGACCUGUGAGAACAUUUAGAGAUUGGGGUUCGGUGUAACAAAGCUCGGAGAUGCGUUUUUGAGUAAAGGGUGUAGCUGGGGAAUAUGGAAGCAGUUUUGGGAGUGGAUAUUAAUGAGCUCUGUUUGUCACUUUGUUCUUUUUCUUUGACUGCCAUGAAGUGCAUGUCAUAGUGUAAGCUGGAAACAGAUUCUCACUCUUUAUAUAGGCUGUAUCAUAUUCUUGACCCUGACUUUUUGUUUAAUAUGAUUAUUACUCGUGAUUGUUUAAUGGUGUUUUUGAACUCCGUAAAAACCAUAGUCAUCUGUUAGUACUACUGUUUCGUCUCCAUAUUGUUUAAAGGGAUGAUUAUAUAGAAGGAAAUGAAAUGACAAGUAUGUUAGUGUUGCUGUUCACUUCAUUGUGCCCCUAAAUUAAGUUUGCACGGAGUAAAUGUCCCCUUAAUACUGAAUGGCCAACAGUGAAGAUCACCCUUUUCUUUGUCUCUCAAUGCAGUAACCACUCAAAGUACAACUACUCAGAUAUCUGCCUGUGUGCUGAAUGUUUUCUCUAGUGGAACAUUCCUCCCCAUGCAUGCCCUUCACUGUGUGUCGUCUCAAAGAUGUCUUGGUUGGCCAAUGAUGCAUGGUGGUCUCAGAGACUGUUAAAGCCAGAAUAUGCAACAGUUCUGCAGCAGGUUAUGGCCCUGACCCUUGGCACUCAUGUUGAUGAAAGAGGGUGGGAUGGGGUGAAUAUAGACACUGAUGAUAUUAUUAUACAUCCUGUUUAUUUGAGAGUCCGACUAAUAUUCAUUUUUUAAUAAUUGGUCUAAAAUGACAUCAGUGCACUGAAACAAACAGAAAUUAGGAGUAAAAAAAAUGUAAUAUAAUCUCUAAAACAAAAAUCCUAUCACUGCAUAUAGUGCACUGUAUAUGCCAAUUCUGAUAUCUCAUUGACUGAUAAAUUAUUUUGGCAGUUUACAAUGUAUCUGUCAGGUUCUAGUUUAUUUAUUUGAAUGGGGAGACGUUGCAUAUUGUAUCUUUAAAAGUCUAAGCUGUCAUUUUCAACAGUGAAGUUGACACAAGCAACUGGAACAUGUGUCUAUUGAAUGUUUGGUUUACAUGAGUUCAUUUUAUCUCAAGGAUCAGUUCAACCAAAUUACAAGACAACAUGUGGAACCCUGGCUUUAAAUGCCAGGGUUUUGGGAUUUCUUCCUCCAACCCAGCAGACUGUCACGUGUGCAGCUCACAGAAUUGGAAGAACAAAUUUUCAAAAAUGGUGAUUAUUUCUUCAAAAGAAUGUGGUUCCGAGACAAAAUGUUCAGUUAGCAGCACAAACUAAAUGGCAGGUAAAAAAAAAACAAGUUGUUUUUUACAAAUGUAAAAUAUAUUUCUUUGAAUUCAGGAGGAGUUAAGUGGAACCGAACCUGCCUGUCCCGAGGGGUUGAGACAUUUGUUUGUAUUUUAGUUGAACUGAGUCUUUAACGUUCAACCAGCUGAACCUCAGCCCAGACAUGUUGUGCCGUUAACAUGCUCUCCAUAUGCACAAUACUUUUUAAGUGAAACUUUAGUUGAGGAAAGGCCAUGUGACCUGUGUUAGUGUGCUACCAAGGCUAAAUAGAUGACUUCUUCUCAGAAUCCUAGUCUGCUUCUUUCUUUAGAGUGUAAUAUAUAAUAUGAAUAAACCUCAGCAUAUAUUUUCUCCUGUUCCCUCACAGCAUGUUGCUUUUCUCCUCUUCCUGUUUUGUCCCUGUGUUUUCAUUGGUAUGGGAGUGUGUGGCAGGAGUGUGUUUGACUUUUUUUUUUUUUUUUGGUCUCUGGCGAGUCUUGUUUUGCUUUUGACUCUACUGGUAUCUAGACAUUGUUCACUAACAUCAGCUCUGUUUUGUAUUAGCUAUGACUUUGGUUCCAAUUUUUUGAAGCUUUGGGAAAGAUGUUGCAGGAAAAAAAAAAUAAAACAGAAAAAAAGUAUGUGGUCUCUGUACUGAUGUCAAAGUGAAAUUAAUAAAAACACGUCAAAGGA
Messenger RNA from Acanthopagrus latus (yellowfin seabream), 7182 nucleotides. RefSeq names its product reticulon 3 (gene rtn3). Gene Ontology annotation, cellular component: postsynaptic density; neuron projection. The transcript has 9 exons. Gene Ontology annotation, biological process: brain development; neuron differentiation; endoplasmic reticulum tubular network formation. The record is from RefSeq and is a predicted model, not a curated record. Bases 197 to 3496 code for a protein of 1099 amino acids. Lineage: Eukaryota; Metazoa; Chordata; Actinopteri; Spariformes; Sparidae.